CUUUUACACAACAUCCAGCGGCGGGCUCAGAGCGAUUUAAUCUGCAUAUAUACAUACCAUUUCUAUCGUCAUAUUGCAUCCGCGUAGCCCCAUGAUCUACGCCCCUUCCAAUGACUUCUAACCAUGCCAGCUAUGGUCUGAAACUGCCCUACACACGGGUCUCUGAAGCCGGAUCCUACUAUACGCAUCAAAAACACAAUCUUCAUGAGGAUGAUGAGACGUCGUGUCUUCCGCCGCCGCUUAGCGCGUACAGCUUGGCCGUUUUACAGGACAAGGCGACAUCGCCCACGCCCGACCGGGGCGUAAAGCUAUCGCCAGCCCAUCAGACAGCAAUAACGGGGAUCUACGAGCUAGAUUUUCCGUCUAGAAGUAGGGUGAAGCUGUCGGUACACUUUACGGAAACAUCCGUCCACCACCGAUCCUCGGCUAACAACACCCAGCUAAGCUUCAACUGCGCCCCUAAUACCCCUUUCACAGAAAUCUCCGCCAACAAUACCCACAAUACAGACAAACCCCUACUGGUUCUCCCCACCCAGGAUGAGUUGAGUGAGUUUUCUACCCAGAACCACUCCCAACGAACAUACUACACCCCGAACCCACCCACCGUUCUGCAGACGCUCAUGCGGGGCCGCAACCGGCGAAUGACCCGGAUCGGUCUUGGGCCGCCGAAAAGAGCACUUCGCACCAGUGACACGACCAACGAAGAUCUCAAAGAGGCCAAGAAGGAGCCGUCAUACUACGAGUAUUUGGAUCUGCGGUUGGAGAGCGCCCAGAAAAACAGUUUCGACGAUUUAUCCGAGCAAGCGCUCUCACGGGAGCUCGACAAGGCGCAGCAAUCUAGACUCGAGAAGCUCCGACACGAAAAACUCGACCUCGAGCGGUCCAAGUUGGAGUUCCGCAAGAAGCAGUUGAUGGAGCAAAAAACGGAGGCUGAAUUGGCCGAGCGCAUGCACAGAGACUCCCUUCUCGACGCCAAGCUCAGAGAGGAAGCAUCGGCGGAGAUACAAAUCAAGCAAGAGUAUGCCGAGAGUAAGUUGCAGUUGGAGAAACAGUAUGCUAGGUUGAAGGAGUUGGAAUCGGCGGGAGCGCGCCGACCGGAAAAGCUGCGCGACGUUUCGCGAGAGGUGGAUGAAUUCAUCAAAAAGCCGCGGGUUGGCGAGGAACUAGCGCGCCUCGGCGUAAGGGCGGAUGCCGCUAAGAAACACAUUGAAUACGUGCCACGCCAGGCCUUGAGCGAAGUGCCUCCCAACCAGCUCAGCUCUAAACCCUGUAUUGACUACAAACACAAGGCCAUGCUGGAAGCUCCGUUGAUCCAGGUCCUUGCUGAUCCCCCAGCAUCGCGCGAUAGGCCCAAAAAACAAAUGUUCCAAAUUAAUGACACCCAGUUUGAGAAGUUGGAGCUCAUCGGACGGGGCGGCUCGUCCAAAGUGUACAAGGCCAAAUCGAUGCGCAACAACCGCAUCUACGCGAUUAAAAAGGUCUUGUUCGAUCAGUUUGACGACGCCAGUGUGCAUGGCUUCAAGGGCGAGAUUGACUUGCUUCUCCACUUGCGGGAAACCACUGACCGGGUCGUCAGGUUGAUCGAUUACUCCAUGACCGAUGGCUCUUUAUAUCUCGUGAUGGAGUGUGGCGAGAUCGACCUCGCACACGUGCUUAGUGACAGAAUCAAGCGGCCGCUAGACAUAAACUUUGUGAGGUACCACACCAUUGAGCUCUUCAAGUGCGUGGAAUCCGUGCACCAGGCAGGUAUUGUGCACAGCGACUUGAAGCCUGCAAACUUCUUGUUCGUGCGUGGCACGCUCAAGUUAAUUGACUUUGGGAUCUCCAACGCGGUUCCGGAACACACGGUAAACAUCUACCGCGAGUCGCAGAUCGGAACGCCAAACUACAUGGCCCCCGAAGCUUUGGUGGAGUCCAAGGGUUUCAACAUGUAUGAAGACGAGGAGAACGACGCUCCAAACACAUGGAAGGUCGGGAAACCCUCGGAUAUCUGGUCGUGUGGGUGUAUCUUGUACCAGAUGGUGUACGGCCGUCCGCCGUACGGGAGCUAUUCCGGCCACCAGCGACUCAUGGCGAUUAUGAAUCCGCAGGUGCAGAUCCAGUACCCUGACCGCGGCCUUGGUGAGGUGUUGGUCCCCCAGUCCGCGAUAGCCGCGAUGAAGCAGUGCCUUGCGAGGGAUCCCAACGAGCGGCUCUCGGCGUCGGAGGUGCUUGUCGGACUGUUCCUCAAGCCGAGGGUUGUUUCCGAGGAGUUUAUCAAAGAUUUGGUGCACAGUGCCGUGGACUACGGCCACAACAACCUGGUGGGCGAUGAGGUGUACAACAGGCUUGUGGAGACGGUGAUGCACAAGAUUCUGGAGCUUAACUAUUAGAUUUUAAUGAUAUGACGAUGACUGCUUGU
Babjeviella inositovora NRRL Y-12698 is the source of this 2401-nucleotide messenger RNA. RefSeq names its product serine/threonine/tyrosine protein kinase (gene MPS1). Gene Ontology annotation, biological process: chromosome segregation; meiotic spindle assembly checkpoint signaling; protein localization to kinetochore. Gene Ontology annotation, molecular function: protein serine/threonine kinase activity; protein serine/threonine/tyrosine kinase activity; ATP binding. The record is from RefSeq and is a predicted model, not a curated record. The transcript has a single exon. Gene Ontology annotation, cellular component: spindle; kinetochore; nucleus. Bases 111 to 2372 code for a protein of 753 amino acids. NCBI's taxonomy places the organism in Eukaryota, Fungi, Ascomycota, Pichiomycetes, Serinales.